This is a messenger RNA of Formica exsecta, 3370 nucleotides long. Its product is annotated as solute carrier family 12 member 8. Gene Ontology annotation, molecular function: potassium:chloride symporter activity. Bases 168 to 2177 code for a protein of 669 amino acids. The record is from RefSeq and is a predicted model, not a curated record. The transcript has 11 exons. Gene Ontology annotation, biological process: chloride ion homeostasis; potassium ion import across plasma membrane; chloride transmembrane transport. NCBI's taxonomy places the organism in Eukaryota, Metazoa, Arthropoda, Insecta, Hymenoptera, Formicidae. Gene Ontology annotation, cellular component: membrane.
GAACACUACACCAAAUACUCAUUCCUGUUAUUCUUUACUCAUUGCUUAUUGUAGACAGGCUCUUAUCAUUUCAUAGAUUUUAUAUUCUAACCUAUAUGUACUAGUACCGUAAGUAUCGUAAAGUAUAUCGCGCAAAGAUUGCAGAUUACGAAAUUAUGUAAAGAAGCAUGGAAUCAAACGAGCAGAAUAGACUUCCAAACGGUGACAUCCCCGUACACAGGGAUGUCGAUUGGGCUAGAUACGGUUUGCGAGAUUCAGAAAUGCAAAGAAAUGAGAAAAGACACAAUGGAGACAGCAACAAUGCACUCGAUCCAGAAAUGUAUCAGGCUGGAGCAAAUGAAUUGUUCGCACAAGAAUAUAGUUCAGAUCCUUGGUGGAAAUCAAAUUUCUUCAUCUCUCAGCCUGUAUUGUUUGGUACUUGGGAUGGAGUUUUUACAUCUUGUCUUAUUAAUAUAUUUGGAGUAAUUGUAUUUUUGAGAUCUGGUUGGAUAGUUGGUCAGGCAGGUGUUUUAAAUGCCAUAUUGAUCAUUUUUUGUACAGUGUGUAUUGCAUUAGUGACAGUAUUGUCAGCUGUAGGAAUAUGUGAACGGUGUAGAGUUGAAAGUGGCGGAGUUUACUUUUUGUUAUCACAUGUAUUGGGUUCUAGGUUUGGCGGUUCUAUCGGAUUACUUUACUGUUUUGGACAGGCAGUGGGUUGUGCUCUAAACGUUUUAGGUUUUGGGGAAUCAAUGGCUGGCCUUGUAGAUUUGGAAUCGACAUGGGCACAACGUGGUUUUGCAUGUGCAGCAGUGGUACUGUUAUCUGUAAUUAACGUCGCUGGUGUUAAGUGGGUUGUAAAAUUGCAGUUUAUUCUUCUCUUGAUCCUACUCCUUGCUGGUGUCGAUUUUAUGGUUGGAAGUUUCACUCAUACCACCAUUGAUUCUGGUUUUGAAGGCUGGUUAUCGGGGAAUUUAAAAAAUAACACUUUCCCCAUUUAUCAAGAUGGAUAUAAUUGGUUUACCGUGUUUGGUGUGUUCUUUCCAACAGUCACUGGUGUUUUGGCUGGGAUUAAUAUGAGUGGAGAUUUAAGGCAUCCAUCUAGUGAUAUUCCCAAUGGUACUUUGGCAGCAUUAGGAACUGGAACAUUUUUGUAUUUAUGCUUUUCGCUGACUCUUGCGGCCACUUGUGCCAGAAACGCUUUACUAACAAACUUUACAAUAGCAUCCACGGUAUCGGCAAUUUCGGUGCUGCUACUCGCUGGUCUCUAUGUAUCGUCGUUUAGUAGCUGUUUGGGUGCUAUGUAUGGCACACCUCGCGUUCUCCAGUCUAUCGCCAGUCAAAAUGUCAUACCAGGAAUGAGAUGUUUGCAAAGAGGGAGGGGACCAAAUAAAGUACCUAUAUAUGCUAUGCUGGUUGUUGCUAUGGUAACGUUGACGUUUAUCAUUACUGGGCAAAUUAAUACACUUGCACCAAUCGUGACAAUGCCUUUUUUACUUACGUACGCGUGCUUAGAUUACGCGUAUUUCGCUCUUGCGCAAACAUUUGAUCUUCGGCAUACGCGCGAGCAAAGAUUUCGUACACAGUCUCCAACGUUCGAUCGCAAUUACGGCUCUGCAAGUAGAAACAAUUCGAUGACAGAUACGGAUAAUGAUUUAGACAGCUUAUUUCCCGAGAGAAUAAGGCAUAAGAAUCUUGUGAGAAAUAACAGCAUUUCCGAUAAUAAUGUAUAUGUGGAUUCAUCACCAAGUAUUGAGGAUAGUGUUAGCGUUAUCAGUGCAUCAGAACGAAAAGUUCAUAUACAUAAUAAAUUAGAAAAUUGGUACAGUCCUUUGUGCAAUAGAUGGUUUUCGUUAUUGGGUUGUCUUGUAAAAUUGCUUAUAAUGUUUCUCGUACAUUGGGGAUAUGCUAUCGUUAAUAUCGUCGUGGUAUUUCUCGUCUGGAGUUAUGUCGGCCACGCCAACCCUGCUGUUAAACCUGGAGUCUCGGCAGAAUUCCAAUUUUUUAAAUGGCUUCGGACUGCAUUACUUAGACUUGUGGGGAGAAAAGUUUAUGAUUACGAACAAAUUGUAGUAACGCCAAUACAUCCAGGUGUUGAAACAUGUUCGGCUCAAUUAAACGAAGAGAACGAAGACUUUUCGGGAAGAAGAAGAUAUCAUCAAACUGCUACUGUCACAGGUCAAUAUGUUAAUGUCGAUUAGAUUUGUGAUUGUUAUCUGGGCGGAAUUAUGAAUUACGCAUUAGAAUUCACAUAUUAUUUCAGUAUUUGUUUAGAAUACAUUCUCAUUGGUGCAAAAGCAAAUUGCAUACAUAUAUGCCUAAUAUUUAACAUAAAACUUCAAGACUUGAUAAGGAGCAACUUGCAGCAAUCUUACUUUACAAGUAAUCAUAAUUUUCACUCAUUUUACAAUAUUAUCAAUCGUGCAAGCAGCUAACAUAAUAAUUAUAUUUAUUGAAUGUACAUAUACAAAUUUUCAAAAUUUAAAUUUUUCUUUAAUGUACAUAUACACAUUUAAAAAUGCAAUAUAAUUGCAGCUUUCAUGGUAUUUUAACAAUCAAUGAGAUGGUGGAUUAAAUUCAAAAUUGAUUGUAUGAAACGUACAAAGAAUUGAUGUUAAUUAAUAAUAGAUUUUUAUAAUGCAUUUACUUGGCAUGAGUGCUGUAUACGCAGUUGAGAUAAUCUACUACUAAAGUUUUUUUUUUAUCCCUGCAAUGCCAUUCAGCUUGAUAGACAACCAAGAAAAAAUAUCAAUUUGGCUGAUGAGCUCCUGCCAGAAAAGAAUAUUCUCAUAUCUAUGAUACAAGAGUAUUCUUUUAUAAUAUUGAACUUUUUUACGGUUGUAUAAAUAAUCAAGCAAUAAUGACAGUACGGCAAUCGUGUGAAAAUAUACUCUGUAAAUAUUUGAUAAUAUAUUUAUACAUUAUUUAACACUUUUAUAAUAUAUUCUCGAACAAAAGCACAAACUAAUUUGUGUAAAUGCAAAAUAUAAAUAUAUGUAUAAAAGAGAAAGGUCUAAUGUGUAUAUUGACAAUUUUCCCUAUUUAUUUUUUGUGGAUUGUAUUUAUUAAACUUACCAAACAAAUAAAUAUUUAGAAAAAUGGAAUUACUUUACGAUAUAUAAGUCAAGUUAUAUAUUUAGGUAUAUAUAGAUGUGAUACAAUUAGGAGAAAGAAAUAAUGUACAUUAAAAAAAAUAGAUUAAGUUUGUAAAAUAUUUUUUCAGAUAUAAUAAGUCAUUUUCGAUAAAUUAAAUAUUUCAGAAAUUAAAAAAUGAAAACAUUUUUCCUUUAUUUUAAGUUUAUAUUAUUUUUGAGGACAUUCUUGUAUAGGUUAACAAAUGCCUUUAACACUGUAAUUCUAUCAGAGAAUUUUAUGAAUAAAAAUGUGAUAUAUA